AUGAGUGAUAACGAAACUGAAGAAAAAGUGAAGUUGACACUGACAAUUCCUGCCAUAAAAGCAGAAACUGAAUCACAAACUCUAGGCCAACUGGUGUUAAAAUCGCCUGAAAUAAGACUAAACGAAGACGAAAUCAUGGAAGACGACAGGCAAAAUAUGUCCAUAAGGAAAAGACGAAAUCUGUCUAAGAACAGAGGUCAAGCGGCAAGGCAGAGAGAGAAAACUCCCGAGCCCAGUCGAACUUUAAUGCCUCACGAGGACACACCAACUUCAGAAGAUGAGGAACCUAAGCUACCGCGUCCAAAUUCUAGAGAAAUUGAAGCUGACAGUACAUAUGAAGAAAUGAAACGUCUAGUACAAGAAAAAGCUAAUGUAAAGGAUCCUGUAUAUGAUUUGGAUACAGACGAGGUCCUUGAGCAAAGAGCUAUGGCUGCUCAAGAACGUAGACGCAGGAGUAUUUCACCCUUUGCCAUACCAGACAAAGAGGAACUAGCAAGUCUCCUCGAACGCAAAGGAAGUUUCAUAGAUCCCACUAAUAAACUAUUAACAACUAAUUAUGCUCUGACCCCAAAAGACGAAGAUACAACACGACGUAAUUCACUAACUAUCGAACCUCCAAAAGAACUUAAACAUACUCUCUCUACUCCUUCUCCUGUUAGCAGCUCACCAAAAGAACAAUUUCCUUUUCCUUCAACUCCAAAAAAACUGGAUGAAAUUGUUUACCCUGAUGAAAAGAAACCAGAAGAAAGUACGAAGAAGUUAAAAACUCCUGUAAAAAAGGACAAAGAAGAAGUAUUUACAUUUGAAGAUAAAGAUAUUAAGCAACCUCUUAAAGCAACCACGCCUAAACCAGAAACACCAGCAACACCAGGCGAACUUGUAACGAAAGUGAUCCAAAUAGAAAGAACUCCAAGUAGAAAAUUGGUGGCAGAAAAAAAACCUAAUGUGGAAGUUCGAGAAAGGAUUGUAAGAACACCUAGUAGAAGAUUAUCAACUGAUAUUAAACCAAUUGUUGUGAAACAGCAACCUACUAAGCAAGCAAAGGAAGAAACACAAAGUCGGGCGCCACCGGUGAAACCGGCCCGCAGCAAAUCUGCUUCAAGAUUUGGGAAUAAAACUAGUGAAAGUGAGAUGAGUGAGGAUCAACAUAAUGCCAAAGUAGAAGCUUCAAAGCGAAGGGCAAUGCCUACACCACGUCGGUACACGAAGAAUAAAAUGUCGCCUAAAGUAAAUCGUUCACAGUCAGUUCACCGCACUCAAGAUGUAAGCGUAAUUGAUAAAACGGGAACAGGUAUGAGUCAAACUAGUAGAGAAAUCAUUGAGUUGAUGCAAAAGGCCCGAGCCAGAAGCUUGUCCAUGCCUAAAGAUGAUCCCAGACUUCCACCUGAGUACAAGGAAAGUCACAAAACAUUAAAAACACCCAAUAAAACGCCUACUAAUUUGAGACAGUCCAGAUCUCGUGGCGUAUCCUGUCCUAAAACUAUUCAAAUUAUCAGUGAGAAGGAAAUACUGUCAGGUUUAUUGAAUAAGAAAACGGAUAUAGACGAACAAAGUAGACAAAGUUCUGGUUACAUUGACGCUAGUCAGUCUGAGUACACAUCUAGCUGCUAUUCUUCAUCUCCGAGUGAAAACGAAUUUGAAUUCGAUUUGUCAGAGCGGACAGCGGAACUAACUCGCAAACUUAAUGUACUAAGUCAAGAAGUUGAUAAACGAGAGAUGAUGACAGGUAUUAUACUAGGACCAGAUAAUACUAAUGAUGUCAUUAAAACCGAGAAAAUCGAACCAAAAUCAGGGUUAAGAAAGAGGUCAGUAGCUGAUUCGAAAACUAAGAGGGAGCAUAAAGAGCCUGCAACAGAGAAAAAAGUUAAGAGAAAAUCUCUGGAUGCCAAAGAUAAAGUAGUUGUAAGAUCAAAGUGGAAAUUCAUUGCGAAUUGGCAAGACUUUAAACAAGAGCAACGAGUGCAUUACAAUAGAAUUAAAGAUUUGUUGAAUAAGUGUAUUUGCGACCUGCUCAUACUGAUCAUAAUGUGUGGUCUAGGAGGAAUGAUGUUUAAAAGUUUAGAAGGAUCAUUUGAGAACGCAUAUAAAUGUAGUACAAGGAAUGUUAAAAGAGAUUUUAUAGAGAAUCUUUGGAGAGGCAGUCAUAAUCUACGUGAAGAAGAUUGGAAAUCAAUGGCAAGGAAGAAGUUGUUCGAGUUUGAAAAUCAGCUGCACACAGCCCACGAAGCCGGCGUCACGUCAUACAGCGGCCAGCCGUCUUGGAACUUUAUGAACUCAUUCGUAUACUGCUUGACGUUAAUUACAACUGUCGGUUAUGGCCACAUAGCUCCAAAGACGGUAUAUGGCCGCGUAGCGACGAUAGUCUACGCUACUAUCGGUAUACCUCUGUUCCUGAUCCUCUUAGCUGACUUCGGUAAACUCUUCACGAGGGUCAUCAAGUUCUUCUGGGCUUUCAUUAGAAGAUUCUACUAUACCAGGAGUUGCAGGAAGGUCAGGAGGACCAUGCCAGUGCAGGAAGUAAUGAAAGGCCUGAACAUUGUCUACGAUGUCGUUCGGCGUCCGUCGCAAAUAUUCAACGAGGAAGAUAUAACAGAAGAGGGUCCUAGUGGCCAGCCACCACUCGUCGGGAGGAAGUUGAGUGAAGUUCCCCCACCACUACCACCAAAACCUGGCACUCCAAGAGAAAUAGACAAUGAAACUGAUCUUGAAACUCCAGCACCAUCUGUCUUCGAAAUAGACGAUGAGUUUAACCUACCGAUUUCCGUCGCCGUAAUCAUUUUACUUACCUACAUCAAUCUCGGAGCAUUCGUCUACAGCUUAUGGGAGAAAUGGACCUUCUUCGAAUCCUUCUACUUUAUAUUCAUAUCGAUAUCCACAAUCGGUUUAGGUGAUUUAGUCCCUGACCAUCCCAUGUUCAUGAUGGCGUCUAUUCUAUACUUAGUGUUCGGAUUUGCUUUAACCUCUAUGUUCAUUAACGUAGUACAAUUGAAACUGUCUAAUACAUUCAAGCAGGCUAGUGCUAAGCUCGGGGCUACAAUUGGUCUGAAAUUCGCUGAGGAGGAUGGCAGUCUUGUACCUAUAACUCCACCUGCAACAGAAAUAGUUCCUGUACAUAAACCAAGAACUGAGACAGACGACAGUAAAAGCAAAGAAACUGACGAUGAUGAUAAUAAGAAUAGGUAA
Molecule: messenger RNA, 3183 nt
Organism: Spodoptera littoralis (African cotton leafworm)
Lineage: Eukaryota; Metazoa; Arthropoda; Insecta; Lepidoptera; Noctuidae
Source: the annotation of a GenBank genome assembly